Morone saxatilis (striped sea-bass) is the source of this 1232-nucleotide messenger RNA. RefSeq names its product classical arabinogalactan protein 9. The record is from RefSeq and is a predicted model, not a curated record. The coding region runs from base 229 to 981 and encodes 250 amino acids. The transcript has 3 exons. NCBI's taxonomy places the organism in Eukaryota, Metazoa, Chordata, Actinopteri, Moronidae.
CUGGAUUCUCCAUUUGGUCCUGGAAAGCCAGUUCUUAACCAGUGCUCCUGUUCGUUUUUUCUAUUUUUGUUUUUCUCAAAUAUGCCUAGAACAACGCCAUCAAAUUUGAAUAAAGCAGAGACGCUUAAAGCCAUUUGAAGGAACUACUCAGACAUCUCAACAUGGGAAAAUAAGAUUAGAUCAAGCAACGCUCCACCACUCUUCCCCUCUGGAUCAAACCUGGCAACAAUGCAGGUUGGUCUUCAGGUCACCAGCAGCACGUCUCUCCAGAUCCCUCCUCAGCCUAAGAGCUUGCUGGACACUGUUCAGCCCGUCCUGGUCCACGCCAUCAUCAGCCCUGAGCAGGGUAUGGAGGGAACCCUCCAGACACCACGGCCCCCCAGGACCUGCAACACACCUGGACCUGCUGGGAAAUCAUGCUGGAACUUGGACGUGAGGGUGGCCGUGCUUCUGGUGACUGUGGCUGGAGCUAUAAUCCUGCUGCUGCUGUACAGACUCUUACAGCUGAGACACAGGCUGAGGUUGGCCAGGGCGAGGCACGCUCUGGAGUACUAUAGCUUCUUCCACACCGCCACCUAUACACUCAAACACCCUGCAGCAUGUCAGGACCUGCUAGCCAAGAACGGGACGGUCCCUGAAGCUGCUCCGCCUGUCCAAACCGUAACCCCGGUCAUCCCCACUGUCAUCACCCCACUCCCCCACCCACCUGUGUCUUCUCCACCCCCACUGCCGCUCCCCCCACCUCCGGUGCUGCCUCCACCACCACUCCACACUCCACCUUCUCUCCCUCCAACACCUCCUGUCCUGGCCUUCCCUCUGCCCCUGCCUGUGAUCCACACCACCCCGCCUAGCCCUCACCUGUCGUGGGGUGCCUGCUCGGACGCAGAUGUGUACUCUCGGAUUGGAGCUUUCAGACCGUCCAGGCUCUCCAGCCUCUCUAACCACUCCAAAGUCAUCCUGUUUGAACACUCGUCUCUCUGAUUUGUGAUGCAGAACAUGACUGGAGACCUCUGAGUUUGAGAAGACUGCAGUGAUUACCCAAACCCCUCUAAUGGACUGAUAAUCAUCCAGGGACUAUUAAGUGUGACUAUUAAGGCAUAGACAAAUAUUUGUUCAGAUACUUUCAGGUCUUUCAAGAACUGAAGUUUGAGUUUUUUGAGGCACUGAAUUGAUUUAUCUACUUUGCUUUAAAAUACCAGACUUUGUGCCAGACCUCUGCAAGAAAAUUGCAG